AGCAAUCAGGGCUGCUGAGCCGGAGACCGAGCCGAAACCAGUCCACAGUAAGCGGAGACCCGAACACAAGGAGCGGCCCGUACACGUAAGAAAAGAGACUUCAUGUCUCUGAAACUUCGGGAAACAAAAACGAGAGMCCUCUGAGAGCGKACGAAGCGGAGCGGGGCACAUGGAAACACUAUGCGGCCGGACAGACGGCGGUGGACUUUCCCAUAGUUUCAGUCGAGAAAAGAGGCAAAGUGAGGCGAGAUAAACAUGCUCUCCCUGAUGCUGGCCUCAUUUCUGCCUCUCCUCCUUCUCUGCCGGAUUUCUCUCUGCCAGUACUCAAGCGACCAGUGCAGCUGGAAGGGCAGCGGGCUGACCCAUGAAGGCCACACCAGGGACGUGGAGCAGGUGUACUUGCGCUGCUCACAGGGCUCUCUGGAGUGGCUCUACCCGACCGGAGCCAUCAUCGUCAACCUGCGGCCCAACACCUUGUCGCCCGCUGCCGCCCGCCUCUCCGUCUGCAUCAAACCCUCCAAGGACUCCACGGGGACAAACAUCUACCUGGACCGCAACGGCAAGCUGCGGCUGCUGCUGCGCGAACAGGACCAGGCGGAGGGCAAGGUGCACUGCUUCAGCAUCCGAGAGGGGGCGCUCUUCAUUGAGGCCGUCCCGCAUACGGACAUCAGCCGGAGGAUUACGGCCUUCCAGUACGAGCUGGUCAGCGACAGGCUGAGGGCGGAGGCGCAGUCACCUGGUGCGCCCUGUCAGCCCUGCUCUGAUGCCGAGAUGCUCCUAGCAGUCUGCACUAAUGACUUUGUGGCACGAGGCACCAUUAAGACGGUGGGUCCGGAGGAGGACCACGCAUCGGUCUCCGUGGAGAUCAGCCGCCUUUACAGACAGAAGACCCACGUCUUUGUGUCCGGGGGCGUGAGGGUACGGAGCUGGACAGGCAACAUAAAGAUGCCCCUGCAGUGUGGGGUGAAGUCUGGAGAGGGCGAGUUCCUUUUCACUGGGACAGUGAGGUUUGGGGAGGCCUGGAUGGGUUGCGCUCCUCGCUACAAAGACUUCCUGCGGUUGUAUCACGAGGCGCAGCUGCAGGGGACCAACCCGUGCCAUGUGGAAACUGACUGAUUUAGCUGCCCACAUUUGGAAGCAUUGCAAGUUUUUUUUUUUUUUUUGAUUUUGGAGAAGAGCUAUAAUGAAAGUUCAAGCCAAGGAAAGAGAAGAGAGACUGAUGGGACUGUCCCAGACUUCUCUUGGUUGGUUCUGUGACUCUUGGAGUACGGAGAUGGAAAGUGUUGCAACGCGGCACGUCGCCGAAGCCGGACACGACGGAGAAGUGUUCAGAGCGUCUUCUCGAGUACGAGGAGCCGCAGAGUUUUAAAUGUAGCAAAGUCCUAUUUGUUUUUAUGUAUAAAAUGUGAAAUAAGAUUGUACAUUUUGAAACGGUGUGCUUUGUGUAAAAAAAACAAAACAAAAAAGUUUGAUGUACAGAUCUGUAUUUGUUUUCUUAAGAAGAACGUGUAAAUUCAAAGACUCUUAUUUUGUUUAAAAAAUAUUUGCAAUUUAAUGCCUGAACUCAUUUUUUCAGGCUCUGCAGUUGUAAAAAAAGAUGAACCAAAAAAAAAAAAAAAGGAAAACAUGUUUUGUUGACAAGAAUAAAUUGUUUUUUAUUGCCCAA
This is a messenger RNA of Poecilia reticulata (guppy), 1666 nucleotides long. It is a transcript of the gene metrnla, whose product is annotated as meteorin like, glial cell differentiation regulator a. Gene Ontology annotation, molecular function: hormone activity. Gene Ontology annotation, biological process: energy homeostasis; positive regulation of brown fat cell differentiation. The record is from RefSeq and is a predicted model, not a curated record. NCBI's taxonomy places the organism in Eukaryota, Metazoa, Chordata, Actinopteri, Cyprinodontiformes, Poeciliidae.